Molecule: messenger RNA, 5623 nt
Organism: Larimichthys crocea (large yellow croaker)
Lineage: Eukaryota; Metazoa; Chordata; Actinopteri; Sciaenidae
Product: protein bicaudal D homolog 2
Exons: 10
Coding region: 385-3081 (898 amino acids)
Biological process (GO): microtubule anchoring at microtubule organizing center; regulation of microtubule cytoskeleton organization; protein localization to organelle
Cellular component (GO): cytosol; Golgi apparatus
Molecular function (GO): cytoskeletal adaptor activity; dynein complex binding; dynactin binding
Source: RefSeq, a predicted model, not a curated record
CAGCCCAUCACUAGCGCCGUUGUCUAGCUAGAGGGGGCCGUCGUGCUUUCACGUCUUUUCGGCGCGCUUUUGACACCAGAGCUCGGCUGUGAAACAAGAGACCCGGCUGCUGCUGGUAGCUGUGUGAUGGUGGGAGGAAGGGACGUGUUGGAGAAGCAGUAACCUGUGUUUGUAUCUCUGGCUCCUAUCGUGGUUAACGACCGUUGCCGCUGACAGCUCCGGGGAGGAGGAAGUAACGUCUGUAACGUCUGUAACGUCUGUAACGUCUGUAACGUCUGCUCGCUCCGUCCGUGAAAUAAACGUGCGGAGUAAUGAGAGAGGAGGAGUGAAAGAAAGCAGGUGUCCCAGCAGAACAUUGGCAGACAAGUGGGAGGCCAGGCGAGAAUGCUCGAGGCGGAUGCAGACCCGGCAGGUCAAACGGCGGAGGGUGAAGGAGAGGAAGAGAUGGGGAGCAGAGACUUGAACGCCGAGGUGGUGCGGCUGACCCUGGAGCUCCAGGAGGCCACAGAGGAGAAGCUACAGGCAGCGCGCUAUGGCCUCGUGGUGUUGGAGGAGAGCGCAGCUCUCAAGAUGAAACACAGGCAGCUGGAAGAGGAGCACGAAGUCCUCAAAGGGGAGCUACAGCAGCUCAAAGAGGCAUUUGCAGAUUCUGUGAGCAGCCAGAAACGUGCAGCUGCUGACGGAGAAUGCCGGGAGGAGAGCUUGCUGCAAGAGACAGCCACUAAGGAGGCUGCCAUGGCAACCCGCAUGGAGGAAGUCCAGUCAGAGCUCAAGCAGGCACGCCUUGCUCUGGGCAAUGCCCACGCAGAGAUCGAUAGACUGGGGGUGUUCUCCACCCAGCUUAAGAAGGAGUGUGAGUGUCUGGAGGCAGAAAAGGGCCAUCUGAGGGAUGAGAUGAAGGAAUAUAAGAUCCGUGAAUCACGCCAGUUGCAAGACAAUAGUGAGCUAGAAGACGAGAACAUCUCUCUGCAAAAACAAGUAUCUGUGCUCAAGGAAAACCAGGUCGAGUUUGAGUCGAUAAAGCUGGAGCUGACCCAGAAGAACGAGGAGCAGGAGGAGAUGCGAGCUCAGCUGGACGAGGCGGCGAGGCUGAAGGAGAUCGCAGAGAGGCAGCUGGAUGAGGCCCUGGAAGCCCUGAAGGAGGAGAGGGAGCAGAAGAACAGUCUGCGGCGAGAGCUCUCCGCCCUGACCCUUAACCCCUUUGAUUCUGUGGGGAACCUGGAGCUCCACUUGGAGCAGCUGGACGACAGUCAGGAGGAGGGCCAGGGGGGAGAGGGAGGAGUUGAGGGAGAGGGAGAGGACCAGGACAGUGGCUUUAAUAAUGGUCCUGGGUCCGCUCCCGGUUCUGCUCACCCUCCUCACUUGGGGGGCUCCAAAAGUAACGGCCUCAUCCAUCGCUACUCCACUCCACGCAACAGUGACGUGUUCCUGCGUGCUCCAGCCUCUGGGCUGGUGUCAGACCUGCUGAGUGAGCUACACUUUUCAGACAGUCAGAAACUUAAACAACAACUCCUACAGGCAGAACGAGAGAAGUCCAGUCUGGUUUCCAAGGUGGAGGAACUGCAGAUGCAACUUGUCAUGUCCAAACAGGCACUCAGUCAACAAGAGGAUAAGGUUGGAUCUCUCACCCAGCAACUGGAAGCUGUGCACAGCAGCCAGAAGCACAACCAAGAGGGAGACAACAGAGGAGACGACGAGAACGGAGAUGGGAAUGAGGUCUUUGACUAUGAGGUAGACACCAAGAGCAAGGAGGUGCUGGAGGCGCGCAUGCGAUCAGCCAGCGAAGAGCUUCUGAAGCUGCGAGAUGAACUGUCUCAGGCAGGAACUCGUUACAACACCCUGGAGCAACGUUACAAACAGGAGAAGGAUCGAUGGAGGGCGGAGGCCCAGGAGCUGGCCGACAAGAUCCGUCAGUGCAUCAAGUCCAGCAAGCAGGACCAGGAGCGCAUCAGUGAGCUGGAGAAGGAGAUCGGAGCCACGCGGAAAGUGGCAAACGAUUCAGAAGGGCACUUGACCGUCGCCCAGGAAGAGCUGCUGGCUUUCUCUGAGGAGCUGUCCAACCUCUAUCACCACAUCUGUGUGUGCAACAACCUAACACCCAAACGAGUCACCCUGGACUAUUACCGCGAUGGUGCCAGGUCAGGUGCCGGAGGUAGCGCGCGUAGGUACGUCUUCCCCCAGCACAACUCCCAGAAGAAGCCACGAGCCAACGACAUGUUUGGCUCCAAAGCCUCAGCGUUGCAGUUCAUGGGGGAGGUGGACAGUGCAGGAACCAGCACAGAGUCUCCCAACUGCCCUGGAUCGCCCACCCUGGAUUUCAGGGACCCUUCCAAUGUCCGCAACUUGGUAGCAGUCAUCCGUUGCCAGAUCAAACAUCUCCGGGUGGCGGUGGACCUCUGCCGUCAGAGGGGCGCGAUGCCGUACUCGGGGCUGAGCUGCAGCGGAGAGUCGGAGCGGGACGCCGAGAGCCUCUUGGAAGAAGUACUAAAACUCAAGUCCCUCCUCAGCACCAAGAGAGAACAGAUUGCUACUCUCAGGACUGUCCUCAAGGCUAACAAGCAGACUGCAGAGUUGGCUCUGUCCAAUCUGAAAACCAAGUAUGAGACGGAGAAGAGCAUGGUGUCGGAGACCAUGAUGAAACUGCGGAAUGAGCUCAAGGCCUUGAAGGAGGACGCUGCCACCUUUUCCUCACUCCGAGUCAUGUUCGCUAGUCGGUGUGACCAGUAUGUCACUCAGUUGGACGAGAUGCAGAGGCAGCUGGCAGCCGCCGAGGACGAGAAGAAGACACUAAACUCUCUGCUGCGCAUGGCCAUACAGCAGAAACUGGCUCUCACUCAGCGUCUGGAGGACCUGGAGGCCCCUCUGUCUCCCCACAGCUUGAACAGCAGCCCCCGUCGAUCCAGGGCCAAAGAGCUGGCCACCAAGUCAGGCCGGGCUCCGCGGAGCCCACGAAGCAGUCCUGCACGCCCCCCAGUGAGGAGCAGUCCGCGGGCAAGUCCGGUUCUCGGCAGCAGCGUUCCCACGAUGGCCACGCACCACCUGCGAAGUCUAACCCGAAGCCUCCACACGAGCCCCCGCUGAAACACUCCUUCCAUUACUCCAAACUCCCUUUUCUCCAUAAGGACCUGUCUUCAUGUCGAUUCCCACGGCUCCCUCCUCUUUUCCUGACUCCAAGACAUCCUGUGUUCAUCCCAGAUCCGAUGCAACAUUCCCCACUCUACCCACCAGAAACAUGGAUUUAAAAAACGUUAAAAAAAAAAAUAAAAAAAAUAAGUUUAAAGAAAAAAAAAAAUCUCUCAUCCAGCCCUCUCCGUCUUCUCUGCUCGGGGGCAGAGAAACCUGCAUGCAGCCUGGAGAAAGGAUGAAGAGACAAAUGUGCUGCUCAUUGCUCUGUGAAGUCAUUGACUGUGUCUUGUCCCAAGUGGAUCCAACUUCCAUCUGGUCUUGUUCAAGGCUGUGUGUUGUGGUGAACCAUUGACAGUAUUUAUUUCCAGAACGUCAGACUUUUCAUGUACAGUGUUUCCUGUCCUCCAACUGACUCAGCAAGGCUAUGAUCUGUUUUAAGGCUGUAUGACUCUCUCUCUCUACACUCUUGCCUUUUGUCUGACAUUCUGGUCAGGCCCGUCUGGCGUCUUUUAGUGUCUGUAAACCAGUAGAUCAUCCGUGGUAGCUCUCCCAGGUAGUUGUUUUUAUAGAACAAUGCAGCCUUACUAACCAGAAUUGCUAAGUAGAGAGCUUGCUAUUGUCUCGAGGUCUCUCCCUCUCACCUACAAUCACAAGCUCCUCUUUUCUUUUUUUAUCCUUUGAUGUGUCUGGCUCAGCCACACCCUUUAAACUUUAAAGGUCAGUAAGACAUGCCACUUCAUUGAUGGAAACAGAUCAGCCAUAAAAGUUCACCACCUCAGGUCAAACACCGAGCGAUCAGAUUCAAAAGAUUCGGGAGAUCUUUUUAAUUGUGCGUCUUACUUUGGAAACUAUGCAGACCAAGUCAAGACAGUGCCUGUGUCAUUCCUGCUGUUCUUUAGGAUUCGGGUGGCGGGGGUUUGAAACUUACAUUCACUUUCAUGAAACAGCAGUUGCCUGCAGCUAUUUUUACAACAGCCAUUUAGCAUCUUUCACAACGAGCAGCUUUUUGAAGUGGGGUGUUAAGCAGCACGCGUGCCAGCAUCCCAUCAGGCUAAGCUGUUUGUUGGGCUGUCGGGUUUUAAUAGACACUGUCUCACAUCACUCUUGGUUGGCUUGGUUUACCUGAAAACAAAUACUAACACCUUGUUGUUACAUGAUGCUAAUUUCUCUUGACAACAGCUCCCACUCAGCUUCUGCUUUUUUUUGUUUUCUCUCACUCAUUCGAACGGCUAAACUAAAAUCAUGUUUUCUAUUUCACCAUUUCACGUGACCAUGCUUUUGUGUGCUACCAAAGUAAGCAUGUUGUAAUGAAGUACUCACAGCGACCUAUAGUCGUCUCUCCCGUGGCUCCAGCUUCCUUUUUGUUUUUAGUCGGGAAUGUUUAAUUGUGCUAACAGGGACACUGAUAGGGUUGCUGCUUGUAGAAAAAUGAAGUAAUAAUAAUAAUAAUAACGUCCCGUAAUUUCAAAUAACUACACAGUGCUUUACUUUGAUAAAUAUAUCAUGACUUAAGACAAAGAUUGCAAAACUAAAAUAUUUCCAAGUGACGAUGCUUUGCAUUGCAAAGAAAAACACACGUAUGUAUCUGUUAAUCCUUAACGUGGAUUGCUUCUAGAGUUAGACGUCAGAGCUGCGAUUCGAAGACAGCAGCAGCACAUUGUUAACACUGGCACUGUGACACCACCUCGUCUCAUUAAAUGCAGUUUAAAUUCAAAUUGAAUUGACCUGAUGAGACCAGUCGUGAUUCUUUUUUUUUUGUUUGUUUUUUUUAGACCACAUUUGGAAACUGCUGUUUUAACAAAUGAGAAAUUAAUUAAUGCAAGAAAAUAUCGAAAGCUCGACGUACCCGUGGUUUAGUAGAAGACGCCACAUCCUGCUGAUUGACUUCUUGUUUUAGUGCCUUGGUUUUGAUCUUAUGUUUGUUUUUAGACUACAUUACAUAUUCUAAAAUAGAGGCUACUAUCCAACACUGUAGUUGUAAUGUUUUUGAAGGUAUGUCUUACGCAUUAAGCAGUUUUAGCACUGAUUUUUUUUUUUUAAAUAUCUCAUGCUGGUAAAUUAUUUUCACUUUUUAGCAAGCAUGCCGCGAGUUACUGUAUAAAGAUUGUGAAUGCAGGAAAACAAUGUUUCAAAAACAGAGAUUAAAUGUUACAAAAAGGUUUUUUCGAAAGUGAUAACCAGUUUUUUCGGAGCUGCUCAUGAACUACUGCUAAAAAGUGGAAAUGCUUUAACAUUAUGUUAUAUUGCUUUGAAGGUUGUAAAUGGAUUUCUUAAUCUAUUUAAUUCACUCUUGUUUUAAUUUAAUGACCAUUGUUGUAUAAUAUUUUAACUGUAUUUAUGUGGUCUGCAUUCUGUGUAAAUUGCUCUUGGGGAUGAUAUGCACACACGCUCAUUGUAACGCAUUUGAUUGGUCCUCAACUUUUUAUGUGUAUGCAAGCUCCUUUCAUUGACCUGUGAACCACUUUUAUCAUGAAGAAUAAAAACAAGCCAACACUGU